This is a messenger RNA of Apodemus sylvaticus (European woodmouse), 2430 nucleotides long. It is a transcript of the gene Dcph1, whose product is annotated as acidic residue methyltransferase 1. NCBI's taxonomy places the organism in Eukaryota, Metazoa, Chordata, Mammalia, Rodentia, Muridae. The transcript is spliced from 5 exons. The record is from RefSeq and is a predicted model, not a curated record. Gene Ontology annotation, biological process: DNA damage response. The coding region runs from base 182 to 1501 and encodes 439 amino acids. Gene Ontology annotation, molecular function: phosphatase activity. Gene Ontology annotation, cellular component: cytoplasm; nucleus.
AGCCGGAAGGCCCUCGCAGCCUAUGCUCUGCUCCUGGACGCGCCCCCAAAUAAAGUUUUUUGAGUUCAAAAGCAAGCGCUUAAAAAAAAAAAAAAACUAAAAAAACUCCAACGCUUCCUUUCUGGAACCGCGGCCGUUGAACCCGGGGUGACGCCAGUGAGUGGCGUGUGGCGCCGGCGUGAUGGCCGAGUCCCCGGCGUUUCUCUCCGCUCAGGACGAGGGGUCCUUUGCAUAUCUUACGAUUAAGGACAGAAUACCGCAGAUCUUAACCAAGGUUAUUGAUACAUUGCAUCGACAUAAAAGUGAAUUUUUUGAAAAACAUGGAGAGGAAGGCGUCGAAGCUGAAAAGAAAGCCAUCUCUCUUCUCUCGAAGCUGCGGAACGAGCUGCAGACAGACAAGCCAAUCGUCCCCUUGGUGGACAACUAUGUGGACGCCGACGCGUGGAAUCAGUACCUGGAGUAUCAGCGGAGCCUUCUGAACGAGGGCGACGGGGAGCCACGCUGGUUCUUCUCGCCCUGGCUGUUCGUAGAGUGCUACAUGUACCGGAGAAUUCACGAAGCCAUCAUCCAGAGCCCGCCAAUCCAUGACUUCGACGUGUUUAAGGAAAGCAAAGAGGAGAACUUCUUUGAGUCGCAGGACUCCAUCGAUGCUCUGUGUGCGCACUUGCUGCAGCUGAAGCCCGUCAAAGACCUCGGGGAGAACCAGAUCCAGGACGAGUUCUUCAAACUCCUGCAGAUUUCCCUCUGGGGGAAUAAAUGUGAUCUGUCUCUCUCAGGUGGAGAAAGUAGUUCUCAGAAGGCCAAUGUAAUAAAUUGUUUGCAGGACCUAAAGCCGUUCAUUUUGAUAAACGACACAGAAUCUGUCUGGGCAUUGCUCAGUAAGUUAAAGAAAACAGUAGAAAGACCCGUAGUUAGAGUAGACAUUGUUCUGGAUAAUUCUGGGUUUGAACUGAUUACAGAUUUAAUAUUUGCGGACUUUUUGUUAUCCUCUGAGUUAGCUACUGAGAUUCAUCUUCACGGGAAAACUAUCCCGUGGUUCGUGUCUGACGUCACUGUGCACGACUUUAAUUGGGUGGUGGAGCGGAUGAAGAGCAGCGAUCUGGAGUCCAUGUCCACCUGCGGGGCCAACUGGGAGACCUACGUUGGCAUGCGGAGGUGGGUUUACCACGACCAUGCGUUUUGGACUCUGCCUCAUCCAUUCUGUGUGAUGCCCCAGGUCGCCCCUGACUUAUACGCUGAACUGCAGAAGGCAUGUCUUGUUUUAUUCAAGGGAGAUUUGAAUUAUAGGAAGCUGAUGGGUGACAGAAAGUGGAAGUUCACCGUUCCAUUCCAUCAGGCUCUGAGUGGCUUCCACCCUGCCCCUCUCUGCAGCAUAAGAACAUUAAAGUGCGAGCUUCAGGUUGGUCUGCAGCCUGGGCAGGCCGAGCAGCUCACGGCCUCUGAUCCCCACUGGCUGACCACGGGCAAGUAUGGAGUCUUUCAGUUUGACGGGCCACUCUGACUCCACUCAGGAAUUCCUGGCUGCAGAGAGCAUGGAAAAGCUCCCUUCAGCCUCAGAAAAGCAGUGCAUGGAAUCAGGCCUGGCGUCCCGGCACAGGAAGCCCCUGUGCUGUCCUGCUACUGUGGAUGAGGCGUCCUUGGAAUGUUCCCCCACUGCACUGUUUGGGGUUUUAAGCCAGUUACACUUCUGUUGGAAUGUUAGUCACUAUUCCAAGUUAAAUGUAAAACUUUCAAGUGGUUUUUAUGAACUAAUUUUUCAUUUCAAAGAAUGCAAAAAAUAUAAGUGAAUUUUGCUGCUUUAAAAAUUAAUUGAAAGGUUAGUUAAUUCUGUUUUCUUAAACCGAGUGAUUAUUUAAUGUCAAGGAAACUUAAAUAUUAUUUAACUUAGUUUUGGCUCUUGAAUUAGUGGCCCAGUGAACACAUGCCUUGUAAGAGCUUUCCCGGGAGGCAUGCGCACGAUGCUUGGACACAGACAGAAUUACCUCAGACGUGAACUACAGCCUGCUCUCCUGCACGAUUAAGUUUUCAAAGCCCAUUUUCUUGUAUAGAUUUGUAUUUUGAUUGGCCUGUGGAAUGGGUCAAAGCACAAACUGAACAUCAUAAACAUAAACAGACAGAGAUUGUCGAAGUAUGAGUGCAGUUGUGUUUCCCUUGUCCCUACGAUUGCCACGCUGACGUCACCACCACAGGGACGUCCAGAUGAACACAGUGUCAGAUUGCAGCAGAAGACUGUUCAGCGGAUAUGACUGUUAGGCAUUGUUUUAGAUACUGCCAGGCUGAGCUCAGUCUUUAUAUAGCACGUUGUGUAGUUCCUCACUUCAGACAUCUCCAUAGUCUGUAAAUUCAUGUUGCUUUGUUUCAAAACAAAUUGGAAAUAAAGUUGGAAAUGCUUUCUUGUACUGGAAUAAUAAAAUGAAUUUUACAGAGAGA